AUUUAAACCCAAAUAUAAGUCAUUCAUUCACAGCACCUCUAUCCUCUCUCUCUCUCUCUCUCUCUCUCUGUGCAACUCCCAGCAGGCAGGCAGGCAGGUGGGUGGGCGAGUUCAAGAUUUGAGCUUUUUCUCCCAUUCACUGAGAAGCUUAAGAGAGUGACCCAGCAUCCGGUAAAUCCAUUUCAUCGCCAUCUGGUAACUUGCUUGCAAACUGAACUACUUUGAUAUGGCUGUGCCCUUGUGAUGGUAUUGAAUCUAAGCAAGAGGAGGCCAUAUGAUGGCGACUGCUGCUGUUGUCGGUCUUAGUGCAGGAAAGAGGCUCUUGAGUUCCUCCUUUUAUUAUUCUGAGCUCACAGACAAGUUGUCCUAUGCUAAUGACUAUGGGUGGACACACCCUCAGGUUGCUUCCACAAAGAAUGUUAUCACUGCCAAAAAGUCAUCCAAUAAUGGCGGCACUAGUUUCCUGUCCAACCGGCAGAUACGGUCCAUGAAGGCUCUUAGAUCAUGCGAUGUUGCUUGUGAUCCUUCUACUGCAGAGAUGUGGCUUGCGAGUUUAAGCCACUUGGAGUUGGAGGGGGAAAGUUCUCGUCCAGACUGUACGGUGGAGGCUCUCCUCUUGCUGCAGAAGUCUAUGCUGGAAAAGCAAUGGAAUCUUUCGACUGAGACAGUCAUACCUGAUAGAAUAAGAGAACAUACCCACAAGAAGAUGCACAUCACUGGCUCUGGGACAUCUGCGCGCAGACGGAGAACAGAUACCAGGAAGAAAGUUCUGAGGCGAAACGGUUGUGUCAUGGAACCAAGUACAAGUAAGCAUAGAUCCAUUGUGGGUUCAGAGCUGCUCCAGAGCCGUUUGAAAGGAUAUGUGAAGGGUGUUGUAAGUGAGGAACUACUCACCCACUCAGAGGUUGUGCAACUAUCCAAGAUAAUAAAAACCGGUCUUUACAUAGAGGACAGGAAAUCAAGACUGAAGGUAAGAUUGGGAUGUGAGCCGUCAGAUGACCAGCUCGCAGUGUCCUUGAGGAUCUCUCGUGCUGAGUUACAAUCAAAAGUGAUAGAGUGUUCUUUGGCAAGAGAAAAGUUAGCAAUGAGCAACAUUCGUCUCGUCAUGUCCAUAGCACAGAGAUAUGAUAACAUGGGUGCAGAAAUGGCUGACCUUAUCCAGGGUGGCCUGAUUGGACUACUUCGGGGGAUUGAGAAAUUUGAUUCUUCCAAGGGCUUCAAAAUUUCAACCUAUGUUUACUGGUGGAUUCGUCAGGGUGUUUCAAGAGCAUUAGUUGAAAAUUCCCGAACCUUGAGAUUGCCAACCCAUUUGCAUGAAAGGUUAAGUUUAAUACGUAAUGCCAAGACAAAACUGGAAGAGAAAGGAAUAGUUCCAUCGAUCGAUAGAAUUGCAGCAUGCCUUAACAUGUCCCAGAAGAAGGUCAGGAAUGCAACAGAGGCAAUUAAUAAGGUCUUCUCACUUGAUAGGGAAGCAUUCCCUUCAUUAAAUGGUCUUCCAGGAGAAACACUUCAUAGUUACAUUGCAGAUAAUCGCCUCGAGAACAAUCCAUGGCAUGGAGUAGAUGAUUGGGCACUCAAGGACGAGGUUAACAAACUCAUAAGUACAACUUUAAGAGAACGAGAGAGAGAUAUCAUACGGCUCUACUAUGGUCUGGACAAUGAAUGCCUCACCUGGGAGGACAUCAGUAGACGGAUAGGUUUGUCCAGGGAAAGAGUGAGGCAAGUUGGACUGGUUGCACUUGAGAAGCUAAAACAUGCUGCAAGGAAGAAAAGGCUGGAAGCAAUGCUGGUGAAAUAUUGACUUGAUAUGUUUGUAAAAGAGAGUAGAGACUGCAUAUGUAAAUAUCAAGAAAGAAAAGGUUGAAUCUCCAUUUCAUUUUUCUGGAAAGAGGAAUAAGUAUACAUUGCCGUGUAAAAUCUCUAAUUCUAUAUAUUUUUGUCAUACAUUCUCUGUUA
Diospyros lotus (date-plum) is the source of this 1956-nucleotide messenger RNA. RefSeq names its product RNA polymerase sigma factor sigA. Gene Ontology annotation, biological process: DNA-templated transcription initiation; regulation of DNA-templated transcription. Gene Ontology annotation, molecular function: DNA-binding transcription factor activity. The record is from RefSeq and is a predicted model, not a curated record. Lineage: Eukaryota; Viridiplantae; Streptophyta; Magnoliopsida; Ericales; Ebenaceae.